Messenger RNA from Trypanosoma grayi, 2304 nucleotides. Its product is annotated as putative PIF1 helicase-like protein. Gene Ontology annotation, biological process: telomere maintenance; DNA repair. NCBI's taxonomy places the organism in Eukaryota, Euglenozoa, Kinetoplastea, Trypanosomatida, Trypanosomatidae. Gene Ontology annotation, molecular function: ATP hydrolysis activity; DNA helicase activity. The transcript has a single exon. The record is from RefSeq and is a predicted model, not a curated record. The coding region runs from base 1 to 2304 and encodes 767 amino acids.
AUGCGCCGCAUAAAUGUUGCUGGCCUGGCUUCCCUAUUUCAGCUGACAACAUCGUAUCAUGCUCUGCGACGAAGGCGCGCGGCCCACUCUGUGCGCCAAGUGGUAACAAUGCCACGAAACAGAGCACGUCGGAGCUUGCCCUCUGGCGACGCCGUUCUUUCACAACCGCUGCAGGAAGCAUGUAUGAGUGCAUCAGAGGGAAGCGAUGCAUUCAUCAACCCCUUCACAGGUCGCCUAACACCAGCGAGCAGCCGCGUGGCAAAAGAGCUUCUGCGCGUCGGAUUUAAGCGGAGCGCUGUAAACCCCUUUCGCAUUGUAUGGGACGCAGCGGCCGCACAAACCGCGAGCCCUAAUGCCCUGAGGCCCUUUCUGAACUCGAUUGUUUCAUGGCGAAAGAAUUUGACUGCGUUGCUCUCAAGACCGGAUGCCGCCGACGCUGUGAACGAGGAGAUUCACCGGCUGUACGGUGAGCUCACAAGCGCCUACCUGCCGCCCAAGCUGGAUGCCAUGCAUGACCCACAGCUCUCGAGUAUGACAAUGACGCCAGAUCAAGAGAACGCUAUUCGAUGCGCAAUACGGGGUUACAGCAUGUUUGUGGGUGGGAGUGCCGGCACAGGCAAGACGGUUUUGCUCAAAGCCAUCCACCGUCGCUUGACAGAGUUAGGCUUGCGUGUGGCCAUGACGGCGACAACAGGCGUGGCGUCGGUGCAGCUUGGGGGAUGCACUUUUCACUUGGCCUUUGGUGUACCAUUGAGCGACGCAACGGGGCUAAAAAAACGAUGGGACGCCAACGCACUCCGUGCGGUGGACGUUGUGAUCAUCGAUGAAGUCUCCCUGCUGGAUGCUGAGCUCUUUGACGCCUUUGAUCUGGAGGCGCGCAUGGCACGACUGGAGCCACUGCCAUUUGGCGGGCUGCAGGUAAUCGCGUGCGGAGACUUUUUGCAGCUCGCCACCACAGACAGCGCGUCUGCUGGACCAUGCUACCAGAGCGCGGCGUUCCGGCAUCUCAUCGCUGUGCAGUUAGUGACACCGAUGCGUCACGCGCAGGGAGAUCCGCUGUACAAGAUGCUGGCGCAGCUGCGUGUCGGGAAGUUUGAUCGCAAGGUCUUCGCAUCACUCGACCGGCCGCUCUCAGAGAACACAGAGAAUGUGACGCACAUUUUUCCGAGGCGGCGAGAUGCACAAAGGCUGAAUGAUGAAAAGCUUUGUGAGCUACGUAGCGAAGAGAUGAUUUUUACACCACAGCGCGGCCCGCUGCAACUCAUUGGCAACUUCACCUCCGCAGGGCUCGUAGAGUUCCGGAAGCGGAAGCAUCUGCCCAACCGCGAUGAGAUUGUGGAGGUAAUGACAGAGGAGAUCAAGAGAAUUGCUGGUGUCGACGUCGCGGACCACAAUGUGGUGGUGAUGCCGACCCGAUCAGCGAAGGGCGGUGUGAUAAUUCGCCUUCGCCACCCAGACGACGGGGUGGCAGCCCGGAAAGGGAUCAGGAGUGGCGGCAGCAGCAACUUCGGCAUCAGCAGUACUGCCGUCUCCAAGAACCAAUGGAAGGAAAUUAUGGAUAGUACCGCUUCGCGACUGAAGGCAACACUGCGUCAGGUGUACGACGAGGAUCCACAGGGAUUCGUACCACUCAGUGUGUCGAUGGCGCUUGCAGACGUAUCAAGCCAUCCGAACGCUGAGCACCUCACACCACUGCGGCUAAAGUUGGGCUGUCGCGUGAUGGUCAACCGCAACCUCUCACGGACUGUGUCAAACGGCAGUGUGGGGGUCGUCGAGGCUUUUGCUCUGCCCAACCCGGACCUGUUUCCGCGCCGCCAUGAGGCACCGGCGAAGACGUUCUACGGAUGGCUACUGGAGAAGAAUAUGUUCCCUAAUCUGCCCAUUGUGCGAUUGCUGAGCGGAGAGGUGGUUCAGGUGCCACCACUCUCACUCACGGUCGGCGGCACACCCUCCACUUUUUUCUAUGGCCACGAACUGUACUCACUGCCGCUGCAGCUGGGCUACAGCUUCACGGUGCACAAGGUGCAGGGGCUCACUCUGGAGGGGACUGUCGUACUCGACUGCGAGAAAUUCUUUGAGUGCCCACACCUUAUUUACGUGGCCUGCUCGCGUGUACGAUCACUGGAUCAGCUCAUCGUGAAGAACAUCCGCAGCGACAUGGUUAUCGUCAAGCGGAGUGCGCUGGAAUUCUCAAAGAAGCUGAAGGACGCCUCCAUCAUGACAAACUUUGCGCCGUCGGAUGGCUGCACACGUGCGUCGUGGGUGGAGCGCCAGAGUCCGCGUCUCAUGGGAUUAACCGAAUGA